Fusarium musae is the source of this 2514-nucleotide messenger RNA. RefSeq lists its product as uncharacterized. The record is from RefSeq and is a predicted model, not a curated record. The transcript is spliced from 2 exons. Bases 1 to 2514 code for a protein of 837 amino acids. NCBI's taxonomy places the organism in Eukaryota, Fungi, Ascomycota, Sordariomycetes, Hypocreales, Nectriaceae.
AUGGUCACAACCAUGCUCAUCGUCAUGGACACAGACAUGGCCACCUCCACGGUCAUCUUCACAAGGAGUAUCAUCAUCAUGAUCACCGCCAUAAGAACCAUCAUCAUGACCCUCAUCACAAGGACUCUCAUCAUAAGCAUCAUGCCCGUUCAUAUGAUCAUCACGAUCACCACAAGCACCACGAUCCUGGACAUUACCAUCAUGGCCACCACGAUGGUCACAAGCAUGACGAUCCCGGACAUCACCACGGUCAUCACGGCCAUCAUGACGCUCCAUCACUACUAUGAUCCCAACAGCCACCGUGACUUCAAUGCUUUCUUGGACGAGUACUUCAAGCACUUCGGUUAUCACUACCACCACGCUGAUCCCGGUCAUCACGGUCAUCAUCACGGUCACCACGAUGGUCACCACCACCAUGAUCCCUACAAGCACCUCUAUGGCGAGCAUCACGAUGGAAAGCACCAUCACAAUGAGCACCAUCACGGCAAGCAUCAUCACAAUGAGCAUCACAACCAUCAUCACGUUGAGCACCACAACCAUCAUCAUGGUCAUCACGAGGGUCACAAGCACCACCACCACGGCGAGCACCAUGAUGGAUAUAACCACUACCAUGCUCGCGGUUUGCUCGAGGAAGAUGAUGAAAAGCACCAUGACCACGGACAUAAGCACCAUCACGGACAUCACCAUGGCCACAACCACAGCCACGCUCAUGACCAUGUUCACAAGCACCGCCAUAAGCACUUUGACGACCAUGUCCACUAUAAGGAGCAUCACGUUUACUACGACUACAAGGAUGAUAAGCACCAUGACGGUAACCACCAUGGCUAUGAUCACCACGACCCUCACAAGCAUCAUCAUGGCGGCCACCAUUAUGGUCAUCACCACCAUGAUCCUCAUAAGCAUCACUACAGCCAUGAGUACGAUUACGGCCACUACAAGCGAUCUGAGCACAAGGAACCCAUUACUGUCUACUACAAGGAGAAGUCCGAUCACUCUCGCACUCACAUUGAUGCUUCCAAGGAGGAAAAGGCAUCCAAGAGUGAGCUCGAGGCCGAGAAGCACAAGCAGCUUUUGGAAGAGGCCAACAAGAAGGACGAGUACAAGUACAAGCACAAGGGCGAGCCUGAGCACAAGUAUCACUCCGAAGAGGAUAAGUACAAGCAUGAGAAGGAGCACGGGCACAAGUACAAGUACGGGCCUAAGUACGAGCAUGAGCACGAGCAUGAGCAUGAUAAGAGGUCUGCUCCCGAGCAUGAUGGUUAUAAGUCCGAAGAGGAGGUCAAGGAGGUUCUGAAGGGACACUUCCAAGAGGUUCUCAACAAGUUCUACCAUGCUUACUUCGCAAAGAAGUCGCACAAGCACUACAAGCCUGAGAAGCAUGAGGAGAAGCACGACUCUGGCCACUACAAGCAUGAGGAGCCUGAGGAGAAGCACGACUCCGGCCACUACGAGCAUAAGGAGCAUGAGCCUAAGGAAGAUCACAAGGAGCACCACUACAAGCACUCAAAGGAGCAUGAGCAUAAGCACGAGCCCAAGAAGUAUCAUCACGAUGAGCAUGAGGAGCAUGAGGAGCAUGAGGAUGAGCCUGAGGAGCAUGGGGAUGAGCAUGAAGAGAAGCCUCACUAUGACCAUCAUAAGCAUAAGGACCGUGAGCACGAGCCCGUCACCGAGUUCGAAAAGUCCUCCCACCACUCCGCCAAGAAGGCGAGCUUGGAGAGUGAGAAGGAAAAGGCCAAGCACGAGGCUUUGGAGAAGCUUUGGGAUGCCCGCAUCACUCAUGAGCGCAAGUUCAAAGAGAAGCUUUUCUUCAUUGAAGCCGGCCACUGGCCUAAGAAGGGCGCCCACAAGCGCUCUCUGGAUUCCAACGAGGCCGCUGAGGUAGAAGCCAACACUGCCAAGGUCGAGAAGUACAUUGAGAACGCCGAGGACAAGAUCUUGGAAGAAAUCGAGGAGGCCAUCCUAAUCGCUAUCAAGAAGGCUGGUGACAACCCUAGCUCUGGAACUAUCCUUAAGUACGUCAGAAAGGUUGAGGACGUCAUCAAGAGCAUCAUCGCAGAGAACGUCAAGAAGACCAUCGCCCACAUCGUCAAGAUUGAAGGUGUCGAGGAGCCUGAAGAGGAAACCAUUAUUGAGUACCUUGCUCCUGCUAUCGCCGAUAUCAUCAAGGCUGCCGACAAGAUCUUCGCCAAGACCCUCGAGGCUCUGGGCGAUGACCCUUCAGAUGAGGAGAUCGCACACGCCAUCAAGAAGGUUCUGAAGCUGCUCGAUGAGAUCAUCGACAAGGAAAUCCGCAAGGCCCUCAUUCUCAUCUUCGGAUUGGAGGAGACCUCCGAGACCACCGAAUACACCAAGCAUGGUAAGCACGAUAAGCGCUCCGAUCCCUAUGACGACACCACGGUCGAGAAGGCUGUUGAGAAGACUGUUGAGAAGUGGGCCGCUAAGUACGUCGAGGCAGAUGAGAAGAAGCACAAGCCCCUCAAGCGCUCCGUGCGAUUCGCCCGACUCUACAACUGA